AAAUCCUAAUUAAAUACAACACUUUUAAGCUACCAAUGGUGUGCUGUGAUGGCUAUGAGAGACUGAACGAGUCGGAGCCCUGUUUGCGCAAGGUGGACGAGCAUGAGUGCACAGAACUGAUACAGGUCUGGGAUCAGCAAACGUUGGACCCCAAUGGAAUUUCGCGAAUAACGACAACGCAGUUGCAACGAGUUUGCUGCGAGGGCUACAAAAGGCAAACGUCAAACGGACCUUGCCUCCCCCAAUCCGAAAUAACUGACGCUGAUUCAAGCGUACGUAGUACGAGCAAACCUUCCAUAGCGAAGAACGACCAAACUGCCAAGCCUAACAAUACGUAA
Messenger RNA from Drosophila navojoa, 338 nucleotides. RefSeq lists its product as uncharacterized. NCBI's taxonomy places the organism in Eukaryota, Metazoa, Arthropoda, Insecta, Diptera, Drosophilidae. The record is from RefSeq and is a predicted model, not a curated record.